AGUCACCAUGAGGGCGCUGCUCCUGCUCUGCUGCUUCCUGGCCUCGCUCCUGCUCUCAGGACAAUCAGAAGAAACGGAGGAUGUGAGUGAAGAAGCCCCAAUGAGGGACCGCUCCCACAUCGAGACCACCCUGAUGCUGAAUGAGGACAAGCCAGCUGAUGAUUACUCAGCGGUGCUGCAGCGGCUUCGAAAGAUCUACCAUUCAUCCAUCAAGCCCCUGGAGCAGUCUUACAAAUACAAUGAGCUUCGGCAGCAUGAGAUCACAGAUGGGGAGAUCACUUCCAAGCCAAUGGUGCUAUUCCUGGGACCAUGGAGCGUUGGUAAAUCCACCAUGAUAAACUACCUUCUUGGGUUAGAAAACACUCGCUACCAGCUCUAUACAGGUGCUGAGCCCACCACAUCCGAGUUCACGGUACUGAUGCAUGGGCCCAAGCUGAAAACCAUCGAGGGCAUUGUCAUGGCUGCUGACAGUUCCCGGUCCUUCUCGCCCCUCGAAAAGUUUGGCCAGAAUUUUCUGGAGAAGCUGAUUGGUAUUGAGGUUCCUCACAAACUUCUGGAGCGGGUCACUUUUGUGGAUACACCAGGCAUCAUUGAGAAUCGCAAACAACAAGAAAGAGGAUACCCCUUCAACGAUGUGUGCCAGUGGUUCAUCGAUAGAGCCGACCUCAUCUUUGUUGUCUUUGACCCCACCAAGCUGGAUGUGGGUCUGGAGCUGGAGAUGCUCUUUCGCCAGCUGAAGGGACGUGAGUCUCAGAUAAGGAUCAUCCUGAACAAGGCUGACAACCUGGCCACACAGAUGCUCAUGCGAGUGUAUGGGGCCCUCUUCUGGAGCUUGGCCCCUCUCAUAAAUGUCACAGAGCCUCCAAGGGUUUAUGUCAGCUCCUUCUGGCCACAAGACUAUAAACCUGACACUCACCGGGAACUGUUCCUCAAAGAAGAGAUCUCCCUUCUAGAAGACCUGAACCAGGUGAUUGAAAACAGGUUGGAGAACAAGAUCGCUUUCAUCCGCCAACAUGCCAUUCGGGUCCGCAUUCAUGCCCUCUUGGUUGACCGCUAUCUGCAGACUUACAAGGACAAAAUGACCUUCUUCAGUGAUGGAGAACUGGUCUUUAAGGACAUUGUGGAAGAUCCUGAUAAAUUCUACAUCUUUAAGACCAUCCUGGCAAAGACCAAUGUUAGCAAGUUUGACCUUCCCAACCGAGAGGCCUACAAGGACUUUUUUGGCAUCAACCCCAUUUCCAAUUUCAAACUCCUUUCUCAGCAGUGCUCCUACAUGGGAGGUUGCUUUCUGGAGAAGAUAGAGCGGGCCAUCACCCAGGAGCUUCCCAGCCUCCUGGGUAGCCUCGGGUUGGGGAAGAAUCCAGGUGCUCUCAACUGUGACAAAACAGGGUGUAGUGAAACCCCAAAGAAUCGCUACAAGAAGCACUAGAUAGUGUGUAGCUCUUCUUGGGUCCCUGUUGGUGAAUGAGCUUGUGUCCUGUCUGAGAAGUCCUGGUUUAUUAACCCUUUGAGCCACACUGGUGAGAAUCAGUACACACUGGAGAUUUGGGAGUUUUGUUGAGGCCUGUGGUAGGUGAAGGUGUGUGGGUCUAGGAAGGAGAGCGGAAACUGUGAAUUAUAGUGUGCUUUUCUUGUUGCUUCAGUUAGGAGGCCUGAUUGGGGCAAAUCAGGCUCUACUUGCUUUUCCUGGGUCCUGUCUUGAAGGGACAGAGAGCAGCUAAAUUCUAGUGUAUACUAAAUGAGGGUCAAAUAAGCUAAACACAGCCUGAGUGAAGAGGGCUCUCAGGUCCAUGUUGGCUCCUUCCACACACGGUCUUCUGUUUGUUCCCCAAACCUCCUCUACUCUCUCCCAAGCUUGGGCUGACUUUCAAAGGCAGAUAGCCUCUUGGAUCUAAAUUUACCUGAAUUUUGAGCCUGUCCCAAGUACCUCUUCACUGUUUCUCCAUAACACUGAGAGAGAACAAGAGUGCCUAGGUCAGGGUGAGGAUCUGCCUCCCAAAUGCCAUUUCUGUGAUGUCCCAGCUGGGGAGAUCAGACCCAUCACUGGCCCCAAGAGGUGGUGAGUGGGUGGUGGCCUCAGGCUGUUCCCUCUUGGAUGUAACUUAAGUGAGGGUACUGGAAGGGCUCAGAGGGUUAAUUGGUUUGCAGUGUGUCUUUGUCUAUUGCAUGUCUUGGAAAACUCAGAUCCCAAAGGUGUUGGGUUUCAGAGUGGACAAUGGAGACUUUGUUCCUUGUCCUUAGGGACUUUGCUGGGCAGUCAGCCUCUCCCAAAUUUAGGAAGAGGCUGUUCCACAAUUUCUUUGUGGAAGCACUUGGCAGAAAAGUUGUUUCUUCAGUUUUCCCAUUACUAUGGCUUUUCCUUUCUUUUCUUCUCCAUUCCCUGAUAUACCAACACUUAAACCAGAGAAACUUCCUACGAUGAGAACCAGCACCAGCCAUCUGGCAUCAGUGGCAACUGAAGCUUAGGGUUUAGCGUCCACCUGUCCUUGACAUGGAUAGCUGUGGACUGUACCACAGGACAUCCAGGGCUUUCAAACACCAGUGAGUGUGGAUAUGUGUGUACAUCAUCCAAGAGAGGUCAGGAAGAUGACAAACCUGAGGCCACAGAGAAAGAACUCAUCAUGAGAGUCCUGCAUGGUCGGCAAGCACUGUCCCCUCGGAGGGGCACAGAGACCCAAUGGAUAAGUGCCCUUUGAAGGGAGCAUGUACUGUGAGAUAUAUGCAUACAGGGAUAGCCCAGGCCUGCCUUGAAAGGCUCCUUUUGAAGGACACAUCUGGCCACUCCUCUUGGGAGCAAGCUAUCCUUGGGUCCUUAAUCCUGUCCUGGGUCAGGACCCACCAGCACUGAGUAGUCAUCUGGAUCAGAAGGAAAUUUUGAGAAAAAGGUUGAUUAGGAAAUGUAAGUAGAUUGGUGAUCAGAUGGGGUCCAGAAAGAACCCCAAUUUGAUUUAGUAUUGCUCAGAAUUUGGAGCAGUCCCAUGCCUGCUGCAAGAGAGGCUGCUGCUUUGGACUUUAUGGAGGACCCAGAUCCUCUCACGGACAGCCAGAGCCUCCAAACCCACCAGGACACUGUUUCAAGGAGCAAGCCAACUGGAAAAGAAAAGCGAGUUCUGUAAGGGACAUCCAUGAAGCCUGGUAGCUGGGGCAGAUGAGUUGCAAUCUGUCCUUGGACUUUUCUUCUCCCCCAAAUGAACAACCCCAACCCCUUGGCCUCACUUCCAAACCACUUAUCCUCUUGGAAGACUAUCCCUCCUGCCUGUCUCUUUCACACUGCUCAUCCCUGUUGGUUGCUUUUGGUGAAUCUGUUUUUUUUUCUUAAUGCAGUCAGGGAAAUAAAAAGUUCAGGACUAUAUGGGCCUUUUUUUAGCUGUGAUGUCACCAUAAUUUGGGGAAGCAGGGGGGGAUGAAGCUAAUCAGUUCAUGCAGUAUUAGUAUUUUGGGGGGGCUAUAUUAUCAGUGUGUCCUCCCACUUUUGGAUUUUUCUUUUCUCCAUCUAUUUUCCUUUUCUUUUUUCUUCUUUCUCUCCAUUCUGUUCCUCUCCUCGCUGUCUGCCUUACCUUUCCUUGACUGCCCACAGGCCUGUUGAUCAAUCAACACAGGUUCUAAGUGCCCGUUCUUUGCCCAGCUCCGUGGAGGAUUCUGACUCUUAAAGAUGAUGGGGCUGGGAACUGGGGAAACUUGGGACCCAGAGAUUCCCCAAGAGGGGUCCCUGUGAAUAUUUGUGAAGGAAUAGGGGCUGACCCUUUCCAGUGACCUUUAGAUUCUGACUUUACCAGGGAGAAUAUUUCAAUAAAGUUCCUAUCUCUUUAA
Messenger RNA from Marmota flaviventris (yellow-bellied marmot), 3810 nucleotides. RefSeq names its product sarcalumenin (gene Srl). Lineage: Eukaryota; Metazoa; Chordata; Mammalia; Rodentia; Sciuridae. Gene Ontology annotation, molecular function: GTP binding. The record is from RefSeq and is a predicted model, not a curated record.